AUAUGCGCAUGCGCAGUUAACUUGGGACACGCACGUCGCGUUUUAUUUAGAGGCGCCAAAAAGAAAAACAACUACGUUCCAGUUUACGAUAUGCUUAAAAAGUUGUGAGAUCAGAGUUUUUUUUAGUUAGGUAUUUUACUUACUUGCAAAUGUGAACCUUCUGGGGUUAACGUUCACGUGUAACGAAUGUGUCCGGGCUAAUGCUAAUGGUUUCUAGCUAACAGGAAGCAUGUGUGGGUUUGACAGAUUUUGUUAUCGACUAUAACACGGGGUGAGAAUAAACGUCUGGUGAGUAAAAUGGGACGGAAGAAACAGAGCAAGUUUGUGCGCCCUGACAACAAGGGAAAAGACAAACGACACAAAGCGAAAGGGAAAACUUUAGAGGCUUUUACAGAAGAAAUGCACUCUGCAGUUGAAGCAAAUCUUCACAGAGAGGAAGGAGCAGAGAGCCCUCAAGUGAAGCUACCUUGUCCUCUUGCCAUGUGGGAGCUGGGCCAUUGUGACCCCAAACGUUGCACGGGCCGAAAGCUGGUCCGCAAGGGAUUUGUACGCAACCUGCGCCUCAAUCAGAGGUUUAACGGACUCAUUUUGAGUCCCAUGGGUACAAAGUAUGUGACACCAGCUGACAGGGAGAUCGUGGCCCAAAAUGGGCUGGCGGUGAUUGAUUGCUCUUGGGCCAAGCUGGAAGAGACGCCCUUCAAUAAGAUGGUCGGAAGUCAUCCGCGCCUGCUGCCUUACCUCGUCGCUGCCAAUCCGGUCAACUACGGGAAGCCUUGCAAAUUAUCUUGUGUUGAGGCUUUUGCUGCCACUUUUUGUAUCGUGGGUUUCGAGGAACUGGCCGCGCUCUUGUUGAAGAAAUUCAAAUGGGGGACUGUGUUCCUGGAGCUCAAUAAAGUUCUGCUGAAGCGCUAUGCUGCCUGCCAGUCGGAGGAAGAGCUGCUCACUGUCGAAAAGGACUUUCUCACCACGAAACCAGAGGAGGAGGACAUUGAUCCGUUUGAUGUCAACUCAGGAGUGGAAUGUAUGAAUCUCAACAGACGUCACUGGGAACCCGAUGAGGAUUUUAGCGAGGGCACUGACACAUCAGAGGAUGAUGAUGAUGACGACGACGAUAAUGAUGAUGAUGACGACAACAACGAUGAUGAAGCGGGAAAUGGAAAAAAAGAAUGAUGAGUCAGAAAACGUCUCACACAGAGAUGAAGGGGCAGCAGCAAAGUCAUCACAAUAAAACAGAUUU
Hippocampus zosterae (dwarf seahorse) is the source of this 1237-nucleotide messenger RNA. It is a transcript of the gene tsr3, whose product is annotated as TSR3 ribosome maturation factor. The transcript is spliced from 6 exons. Gene Ontology annotation, molecular function: rRNA small subunit aminocarboxypropyltransferase activity. Bases 298 to 1170 code for a protein of 290 amino acids. NCBI's taxonomy places the organism in Eukaryota, Metazoa, Chordata, Actinopteri, Syngnathiformes, Syngnathidae. Gene Ontology annotation, biological process: maturation of SSU-rRNA. The record is from RefSeq and is a predicted model, not a curated record.